CAAUGGUCGUCUGGUCUGCCCACGCGCGUGUGUUUGUGCUCAUUGUUUGUUUGUCAGCUGUUUAAGUUGGCACAUGUUGCACGCAUUUUUGUCAUCGCAUUAAAUUUUUGAAAAAUAUACUUUUUUGUAUAUGCGCGUUUAUUUUUGGCCACAUAUGUGCCUCAUAAAAGUGUUUUAAAUAAAUAAAAACUGUGCCAGCUAAUUGUCUUGCACAAUGAAUGCCAAAUAUGAGAACAUGAAAAUUAUAUAUAAUCGCAGUAAACUUGGCUGGUAUUGGGCACCACUGUUUAUAGCCUUCUGGCUGGUGCUCUUCUACUUGGUGGUGGUGCCCAGUUUUCAUUAUAUGCCACCGCUGAAAACGCAGCAGGAUGAGCUCAAACAGCCAGGACAAUUCAUAGGCGAACGUGCCGAGAGCACGCUGCUGCGUCUCUCCAAGAUUGGGCCCAAGGUGGUGGGCAGUGCGGCCAACGAGCAAACUGCAGUGCAAUUGCUGCUCGGCGAGAUUAAUGAUAUUAUCCGCAUGUCACGCGAUGAUCUUUAUGAUAUUGAAAAGGAUGUGCAAAUAGCUUCGGGUAAUUAUUUGCUCUGGUCCAUGGUGAAUGUUUACCAGAGCGUGCAGAAUGUGGUGGUCAAGCUAACACCCAAAAAUACAAGCAGCGAAGCAGCGCUGCUUAUCAAUAGUCACUUUGAUACGGUACCAGCCAGCUCCGGAGCUGGAGAUUCGGGCAUGAUGUGUGUUCUUAUGCUGGAGGUGCUGCGAGUUAUAAGCAAAUAUGAAACGCCGCUAACACAUUCGCUCAUAUUUCUGUUCAAUGGCGCUGAGGAGAAUCCGCUGCAGGGCUCGCAUGCGUUCAUUACGCAGCAUCCCUGGGCCAAGAAUGUGCGCGCUGUUGUUAACUUGGACUCAGCUGGCAGCGGCGGACGCGAAAUACUUUUUCAAUCUGGACCCGAUCAUCCUUGGCUCAUGAAGUAUUAUGGCGCUCAUGCGCUGCAUCCGUUUGCCUCCACCAUUGGCGAAGAGCUAUUCCAAAAUGGUUUUAUACCCUCUGAAACAGAUUUUCGCAUAUUUCGCGACUUUGGUCAUAUACCUGGUUUGGAUAUGGCGCACACUCUAAAUGGCUAUGUUUAUCAUACAAAAUACGAUCGUUUUAAUAUUAUACCACGUCGCACCUAUCAGCUUACUGGUGAUAAUAUGCUAAACAUUAUAAAAGCGCUUGGCAAUGCACCCGAACUGGAAAAUCCUGAUAAAUACGCUGAAGGCCACAUGAUCUAUUUCGAUGUGCUGGGCUGGUUCUUUAUAUAUUAUCCCGAGUCAGUGGGCGUUAUUAUAAACAUUUGCGUCUGCGUGCUUGUGUUGAUUACCAUUGUGGCUUAUAUCUGGAGCAUGGCUAGUAACACGGGCAUGUUUAGACGUCGCAUAUUUGCCAAAUUUGCCAUUUUAGCUGCGCUACAGCUGGCAAGCGUUUGUCUUUGCAUUGGUCUGGUUGUCUCCAUAGUAUUCUUUUUGGAUGGCCUUGGUUUGUCGAUGUCCUGGUUCUCAAAUGUCUGGAUGGUAUUUGGCUUGUACUUUUGUCCUAUGUUCUUUGGUUUGGGCAUAUUGCCAGCUAUUUACUUUAGUCGCACCAAGGAGCAUGGUUUACCUUUGGGCUAUGGCAUACAGCUGCUAAUGCAUUCGCAUUGUUUAAUACUGACUGUGAUUACCAUAUUGAUGAUUUCUUAUAAUAUACGCUCGGCUUUUAUACUGCUUAUAUGCAUUGCCUUCUAUACGCUGUCCGUCUUGCUUAACAUGGCUACCUGUGCUCAUAAAACAAACUUUCUUUGGCUUAUUUUGCACUGUCUUUGCCAAAUAUUGCCCUUUAUGUUCUACACCUAUUGCUGCUAUGCUUUCUAUGUCGUCUUUGUGCCCAUGCAGGGACGUGAGGGUGGCAGCAAUCCGGAAUUACUCAUUGGCGGCUUUACGGCUAUAAUGUGCUUACUCUUCUCGCCAUUUUUAAUACCUCUACUGUGUCUCUUCCGCAAAUCCAAGACUCUUAUAUCACUCUUUGGCAUCUGCACUGCAGUAUUUUUAAUAUUAGCUGCUACACCAGUUGGUUUUCCCUAUGUGGAAAAAACAGCAACGCAACGUUACUUUGCUGUGCACACUUUACGCACCUUUCACAAUGCUGAUGCUGCUAGCACAAUAAAUCGCACAGACUCGGGUUACUAUGUAUUCCCUGUAGAUCGUCAUUACGAUUCAGUGGACAGCGUGCUCUUUGAUGGCACCAACUACACCAAGGCAGAUCGUAGUGACUGCAACACAGAACUUAUGUGUGGUUUUCCUAUUUAUAGCACACGCUGGCUUAAAGCAAUGGAUAACAGCUAUUGGGUACCUGGGCCUGCACCCAACAAAGAUCAUCUGCCCAAAGUGCGCAUUAUAAGCAAGGAGAGCACUUCAUUUAACAAUAUUAUUUUCACCUUGGAGGUAUCCGGACCCGAUCACAUAAGCAUCUUUAUAGAACCCUCAGCAGAUGCUAUGCUUGUGGAUUGGUCGUUUACCAAAGAACCCUUGGAAAAGAAACUUAAGCCGCCAUACUAUAUUUACUGGGGUUAUGCUUUGGAUCCCACACCGCUGCGUUUUAAUCUAGAAUUCGAGCAUGACAGCGAUAAUUGGUCAGGCUCCACAUUCAAAAUUGCCAUAAUGGGUCAUAGAAUACAUGACGACAUGUUUAUCAAGGAAGAUUUUCGUGAAUUUAUAUCCAAAUUUCCAAGCUGGACGCAUGUUAAUGCUUGGAUUGGUUCCUACAGCAGCUGGCAGUUCUAAAAGAACUUAUCUGUGUGACCCUAACUCUAUAUAUAUACGAUAUUAUAAAACAAACACUACUCAUAAUUCAAAUGUUGCCAUAACAUCUGAACUGUUGUUAAGUUUUCAUCAUCAUCAUAACAUCAAACAUAACAAACAUCAUUUUAACAUCAAACGCAUGCACAUCUCGUCGUAUUAUGCACAAAAUUUAAACGAACAAAUUUUAUUUAAAUUAAAAA
Molecule: messenger RNA, 3018 nt
Organism: Drosophila busckii
Lineage: Eukaryota; Metazoa; Arthropoda; Insecta; Diptera; Drosophilidae
Product: endoplasmic reticulum metallopeptidase 1
Exons: 11
Coding region: 215-2800 (861 amino acids)
Biological process (GO): proteolysis
Molecular function (GO): metalloexopeptidase activity
Source: RefSeq, a predicted model, not a curated record